UUAUCAGUCUGAAUUUGGGCUUCAGCUAGCCAAGCGGGCGGUUCAUCUUUGUUCAUGUCUUCCUUAGUUUGGCCUAAAUUAAAAUAAACCUACUCAACGCAAGCUCUCGUUUCUCGCUCACACAAGUUGCAGUAGCAGCCAUGUCCUCCUCCAUAGCUCUCCUCCACCUCUCCGCCACCCCCAAAACCCUAAUACCCAAAUCUUAUGUUUGCUCCUCCUUCCCGUCGUCAACCCUGGCGGCGCCCAGGUCAAUCUCUUUCCCUCAACUGGUGAAGCGAAAAUCCAAACCCAAAUCGAACAUCACCUGCAUGUCCUCCUACAACAACAACACAACAACACCAACCCCAGCCACGGAUCGGUUAAUCUCGGCCGUCGCAUACACUCUCCCUUUCUUCAACUCCCUCCAGUACGGGCGUUACCUCUUCUUCCAGUUCCCCAAAUUGGGGCUUCUCUUCGAGCCCUUAAUCCCGUUAUUGAGCCUCUACAGGUCGAUGCCCUACUCGAGCUUCGUGGCCUUCUUCGCCCUCUAUCUGGGAGUGGUCAGAAACCCUAGCUUCAGCCACUAUGUGAGGUUCAACGCGAUGCAGGCGGUGACCUUGGACGUGCUGUUGGUUCUGCCCCUGCUCAUCCAGAGGAUAUUCAGUCCGGGUCGGGCCGGGUUGGGGUAUAAGCUGAUGGUUUGGGGGCAUAAUGGUAUUUUCGUAUUUAGCGUGUUCUGCUUUGUGUAUAGUGUGGUGAGUUCCAUUUUGGGUCGUACUCCCUACUUGCCCUUUGUUGCUGAUGCCGCUGCCAGGCAGCUCUAAACUUGUGACACUCAUCCGCCAUCCGCCAUCCGCAAGCCUUUGUUGGUUUAUAAUUUCAUUUCAUAAUUUUAGCUGCUCAAUUCAAUUGUAGAACCGCUUUUCAAUUACUAUCUCACCACCUGUUUCCGGUAAAUUAAGGUCAAACGAU
This is a messenger RNA of Prunus avium (sweet cherry), 951 nucleotides long. It is a transcript of the gene TIC20-II, whose product is annotated as chloroplast import component Tic20-II. The record is from RefSeq and is a predicted model, not a curated record. Lineage: Eukaryota; Viridiplantae; Streptophyta; Magnoliopsida; Rosales; Rosaceae.